GCUCUCCUAUGAUGGAGGUUCGUUUUGCUGUCAAUGUAAACUGCAUACAUAAAUUGAGACUAAUCUCAGAAUAUCUGAAAUUGGGAACUGUUUUUUGGAAGUCGCAGUUUGGGAGAAACUCAGAAUCAGAGAAGCUCCAAUUGCGAAUGAUGCCAGAUACACGAUUAACGCAGGUCUGCAUUUAAAGAAAAACGAUGGAUACAAACACUGCUGCAAAAUUCAUAUCUUCUCUCACCAAAUCUUUGCAGUCUUUGAUCCAUGGCUGCCUUGACUUUGAAAGUGACAUUGAACUUGGUGGAUAUAUCUACCUUCGAGUGGAUAAUGCUCAAAAAGUUGAUUAUGUGCUUAAUGAAAAGAUGCAAAAGAAUGCUGUCAAUUCACUAACAUUUUUCAGCAACAGUUUUCAUGCAGUUCCUUUAGGGUUAGCUCCAGAAACUAAAUCUUAUUCAGACACAACAUCUGGACUUAAGGAUCAGACUCAAUCACCUAGUCAUGAUAACUUUCUUGGUCUGCACAAACAAAAAGACUUAGGAGUACCCAGGCAAUCACAGAGCACAUCUAGUGCCAAAAUAAAACAUUUCAAGACGAGCGAAAUACAUGAUAAUCAUAUGAAUACAGAUAACAAUAUUCAGUUAUCAGGGAAUUCAAAGUUAACAGACGUUUCUUCCAAAAGAGAUGGAAGACAAGAUUUAGUUGGCAAUACUCAAGCAAACACACACACAUCUUCAUCAACUGAAGCACAGCCACAGCCUUUAGCUGAUUUCCAGACAGCAUUCCAUUCUUCUGGAAAUGUUGCUAUGAAAAUGAACCAAAAUCAGGACUGCAAAUCAAAGCAAAGCAGAGUAUCAUUACAUCAACAGCAUGAUCAAAAGACAGGACUGUUGCCAGAAUCAGGAGAAAUGGAGGUGGUGUACAUAAAAGCUGAAGAAGAAGAUGAAGUGUUCAGCAUCCCUCUGCAUCCACCAGGGUCUGAAGCAGCAGCAGAUUCACAAAGUAAAGACAGCAGUCUCCCAUUACUCGGCUCAAGCCAGCUACCAUCAUCAGUUCAACUGUCAGAUCUCUUGCAUCAACUGCCUCUUCCCAGUGGUUCACAGCAGAACAAUAACAACCAGCUUGGCUGGGUGGGAAAUUCGUUUCCACAACUAAACCUCCCGGAAACAUUUCAGCUUCCACAGUCUUUGACAGCAAGUGAAACCUUUCAGCAGGGUCAGGUCACUCAAAGAGGAAUCAAACCUCUUGUCCCAGCCUCUGUCCUUAACAAAUAUAGUAGGAUAUCUUGCCAGUUGUGUGGCUAUGUGUCAUUUACUGCAAAAGCCCAUGCACGCCAUACCACCAUGAAACAUUCUAAACGUGGAAGCUUUGUUUGUAAUCAGUGUGGUAAAAGCUUUCACACCAACCUAGGCUUGACACAACAUAUGCAGAGCCAUGGUGGACGUCGGUUUGAAUGUGAAAUUUGUGGAAAACGAUUCCUUUACAAACAUCAUCUUCCUCGACAUCAGCAGGCAGUUCAUGGCAAAGUGACUUACUCUAGCCCUUCACUGCAGUAUAUUGCACAAUGCUGAUGAUUUUUUCCUUUCUACCAUUUCCACACACUGCGCAAACUAGCUGACACCAUUGCAAAUCAGGCACGACUGGAACCCUCAGGGGAAGAGGAGAGUUGGGAGACCAAAGCAGACUUGGAAAAGAACAUUAGAGAGUGAGCCAAAGGACAUCAGAACCACAUGUGCCCAACUGAAUGGGGCUGCCCAAAACCGGGUCCGCUGGCGAGGUGUUGUUGUGGCCCUACGCUCCUCGAGGAGUAACAAGGACUAAACUAACUAAACUAACCAUUGCUUUAGGAAGUUGGUCAUUCUUGUCCAUACCGUUAGCUUAAUGUGGUGUCAGCCAGUUAGGACAUCUGUUAUAUUUUAGAUUGAUGUCUUUUCAAUGACAGUUUUAAAAAGUCAGAGUCUGUGUAAAACUGUUUAUGUACUAUUGUGUUUACCAGCCAUCCCACCAUCACCAUAACACACCAUGUUCUUCAUUUAAAAUAUACCUUGGAGGGUUUUUUUCUGUCUUAAAUCAGGCAGAGUCUAUGCAAAGUGUUACUCAAAACAAUAAAACUGUAGUCUUUGUUCUAUCUUACAAAUAGUUUCAAACCACCUGAUACCACAAGAGCAGUGUUCAUUGUUAGCUGCAUUUCAACGUCCCUCUUAAACUUUAAACUGCAUUAAAAUGCUUGAUUUUCAGUCACAUGUUAAGGGUGUUGCAUUUUUCAAUUUUCUGCCCAUUUAAGACAAAUCUCAAUGCUAUUUCAUGGUGGGGUUAAUGCAUGAUUAUCAUCUGUUGUCUAACUGCUACAGCCAUAGUAAAAUAUACUGAUCUCUCAGUCUCUGAAAGAUGGAUGACCCUUGUAACCCUACUCUCUAGUGUACCAAAUAAAGGUGCAUAUUUAUAUGGAAGAAGUCCUUUGUAACAUUUUUCCUUUUUGCCAUGGCUAUUUCUAGGCAAAUACUGUACUCAUCACUGUAUGCCCUUUUCCUAUCGUCGUUAUUGCAAAACUCAAAAGUUGAAAGAAAUGUUUAAGUACAAAUAAUGUCAGAAAUAAUUGUUUAGGACAUGUUCCAUUAUGCUGCUUUCAUCUGUUUUCACUCAUGCUCUUUGUGGUGAUUCCUCUGUUAAUCUACUGAAAAUUUUCUGAACAGAAAUCCCAGUUGUAACUGCUGAUGUGCAAAUGAUUCAUGCAUGGGGUUGUGUGAAUGGGCUGUUAGUAAGAUAAUGGUCAGUAGUCAUUAGUGCAUAGUUUGUGUCAUGUAGGAUAAAUAUCCAUGCUUUGUAAAUAGGUGAUUGUGCAUGCUUACACAUGUGUGUGUGUACGCCCAUAUGCAGUCAUGCACCUUGUAAUAUCAUUUUGGUCAAUUAUGGACCGCAUAUAUAUGACAAAGGCCCCAUAAGAUUUUAAUUGAGCUGAAAAUUCCUAUUGCCUUGAAACAUCAUAGACUUUGUAAUGUCAAAAAGCACAAGACAUUACUUACAUAUUUGUGGAGAUGCUGGUGUAAACAAGAUCACUAUGCUGCCAGUCAUGUAAAAGUAUAGCUCAGACAUAAUGAAUGAUGAUGAUGAUGCUGAACUACUGUUUUUGUAAGUAUGCUAUGAUGUACUAUGUUAAAAAUACCUAACAUUUCUCAGAACAUAUUUUCGAUGUUUAGUGAUGCAUGAGUAUAUACAUAUAGAUACAUGGUGUUUACAUAGCACAUACUUGCACAUGUGUAGGUUCAUGCAUAUGCCUUAUGAUGCAAACAUGCAUGCUGCCUCAGGAUCAUAAAUGUUUGUGAUUGCAUGCUUGCACUCACAGAUACAGUAGAGAGAUUGGGUGUGUGUGUACACACACACGUGUGAUCCAGACAUGCUCAGGCUUAUAUAAAUAUGUUUUUGUGUUCACACAUAUGUACAAUUGUGUUUCUGUAAGAAUGUGUAUUCAGUGGGUAUAAAUAUACAUGUAUCUGUAACACUACACUUUCAGAACUUGUACCUGAUCACAUUAGUACUUUAAAAUUUUUUUUUUUUUUAGAUGCCAAAGAUAUUAAUUUUAUUUUCAUAUAGAAACAAAUGACAGAUGUGAACAAUAUCUACUGAACAGCUCUGUACUAUUAUAUCUGUCCAACGGCCAGGUGCUGCUGGUAGGUCUAUGGAAUGUUUGCAUGAACACUAUUAGGAUAGAUUUCCAUGAAAGGGCACGUGAAAGCCUUAAUGCAUUCUCACAGAAAGAUAUGAAAUAAUAAUAAUGUAAACUUAUAAUUCACAACAUCACAACCAAGAUAGAUCACUCUCUCACGUGCAUUUUAUUUUUACUGUUUUAUCUAUAAGCUAGCAACACCAUGUUUUGUUAAAUUUUUUCUCAGAAGUUAAAGCAAUGGCCUUUUUCUCGAACCUGGAUUGGGAUUAGGCUGGAAAGAGCCUGCUUUUAUUCCACACCCAGACAAUGACAUGGACACGUCAUACUUUGACCGUAAGCUCUGAUGGCGUUAGGAGUCACAAGGAGAUUGCAAAGUCAAUUUUUUUAGCAUCAAGAGAAACCUUAAGAAUUAUGAACAAUUGAACACACUUUAGAGAUGUGGCAUGACAGCGAACUGACGCUUCUUGUUUUCCUUUGCUCGCACUGGAUCAAAAGUAAUUGUCUUUAACUUGAAGGUCUUUGGUUGAAAAAGUUUUUUAUGUGCUCAUGUAAUUCGAAGUUGAGCUGCCUCCUGUCUGGCUCUGUCAAUUUGGAUGCCACGUAGGCAAAAUACUGGUACAACGAUUCAGAAGCAAACAUUCCGGCAUCUGUCACCCUUGCCUCUCUGGAAACUCGAUAAGAAUUUAAAUUUACUUCGUCUGUCCCAUUUCGGGAAUCCUCCAGAGUAUUCGAAUCUUCAGUGCUUGUUGAGACACUUUUAUUCUGGGUAUUUGGUCGACUUUUCUUCUCCUUGGUUUCUGAAGUGGACGUUGAUGCCCUCUUCUGAGUCUCUUUGCUUUCCAUGCCUUAAAAAACUGCAGCGAUGUUGAAUUUUGCGAGAAGAAAUAGUGUCAACGACUGUUUUUAGGUGUUUGAUGAUCUAGUACUUUAAAAUUUAGUUAAUAUUUAAAUUAUGAUUGACAUUAUUUCAACAUCUAAAAACACAUAGCAUCUUAUCAAUUUUGGCCAUAGGAUGUAGAUAAAAGCCUAGACAUUGAUCUAGUUUGUAAAAAUAUGUCCAAACAUACUAUAAUACAUUGAAUUAAAAAUUAAAAAUAGUAUUUAUAGGCAAGACACCAUGGUAAGUAACAGUGUAGUUGCUGCUGGCAGCAGAAGACAACCAUGCAUACAUUUUGCUCAUGAAAAGAACUAUGGAAGAAAAUCCCUCAAUGAACAAUUUCCAUUAAUGUUGCAUAGUUGAAUUGUAAUUUCUAGAAUUACUAUCAUUUGCUACUGUCCUUCCAAAAAUAAAUCAUUAAAUGUUGCAUAAGUCAGUUCUGUAUACAUCAGUCUAAUUAUACACUUUUGGAAAAUACUUGAAGCUGUGACCUUUUUUCAGUAUGUGCUGUUAUUUAUUGUAAUCACCAUCCAUUUUCAUUUUUGUUGUGCUAUGUUGGAUCAGGACUUAAAAAGCAGAUAUUCCUGUCCAUUUUUUGUAUGAACAACACCAAUAGCUGUGCUCCCUUUUCGUGACCAGAAACAUUGUAUCAAUCACAGAUAAGCACUGCAGUGCCACUGUGGAACUGACUACUAGCAGAUGAUGUUCCAUUUGCUUAAGUUGUUUUUCAUUUUUUACCUGUUUUUAGUGAUCCACACAACUGUAUCUAUGCAUUUGAAGUGUGUGUACAUGUGCAUGCAUGUCUUCCAUAAUAACUUUUUAAAAGCUAAAACACUUACAAAUAAAAAAAAAUAAUGAAAAGAUUGUGCUCCAUUAGCCUCAAAAUCCCUCCAAAAGUUCAGCAGUAAGUGUUAACACUUUCCCACUUAAGAAUCAAGUUCCACAUGGUGCUGUUUCUUUCUAUCUGCUAGUAAUAUGCUUAAUGGUGUGUUAAUAUGUUAUACAGUUAGGAGAGGCAUUUAACCAUUAGAGCAUGGUGAGCCACAAUUGUGGCUUUGCGAGGUAAUCAUGGGGAAGGCAGAUUUUCAUUACUUUUUAUUGCAAAGUUUAAGCUUUCUCCUUUCCAAAAAUGUAUAGUUUUCUUGGUCUAAUUUUUACCUGAGAGCAGCAAUAAUAAAAACAAACUUCACUCACAGUCUUCAGUUAUUAGCCAGUCUUUGUAAUACUUAUACUUUUAUGUCUUGCUCAGAGGGUUAAGUAGAUAAUAAGUAAUGUGAUGUGCUACAGACAUAAAGAUAUUUUGUUGUAGUAUUUAAUUUAUGUUGUUGAGUGAUAUGUCUAAAAAAUAAAGCCUGUGGAAUAAAGGAAUAAAUAAUAAUAAGGGAUUUAUAUAGCCCAUGAUCAUGCUUAUGAAGGACCAUGCGCUCAGUGCUUGAGUUGAGAGAAUAAAGUGAUGAAGUGAAGCAUAAGCCAAAAAUGAAAGCAGCAGAGUAUUACCUGCAAUCAAUUUAAUUUCUUCAACUGACAUGCUUCAAAUUGCAAAACAGUUAAGGGAGAAAUAAAUCUAUCGUGCACAAGCAUUUGGAUAGCAGAAAACUUAAUCUCAGGAAUCGUUUAAAACAGGUUCUUAUCAUUUAAAAGCUAUGUUCCAUUAAAAUUUAUCUUACUCAAUCGGCAGUUACGCUUGUUUUGAAACCCAUUUAAAAGAAUUGCCAUUACUGUGUGUGUGUGUGUGUGUGCACUAUCUUUAAAAGACCAAAAUUCUAUGGACAAAGUAGGCUUUUUUUCUUUUUUUUUUUUUUUUUUUUAGAGUCAAGGCUACAUUAAGAUAAACACUUCAGGUUGUGUUAAUUUGAAUUUUGAGUGAUGUACCUAUUUCAUGACAAAUGUUGUGGUUUUGUAUAAAUGUGUUUUACAUGUUUUACAUGUAUUUGGCUUCAAAGUAAUUUUGUCACUGAUCUUGCAGUUUUCUUUCAUUUCCCCACUGAAAACUUUUUUUUUUCACUUCAAUUUCUGUACUUUUUGACAUUAUGUACCUCGGAACAAAAAAAGCAUGGUGCAUAGAGAUAAUUUGGUGGUGAAAUGGGCUACAUCAGAAAGAUCUUUACUUUGUUUUACAUAACUUUGUUAGCCCUUUAAUCAUGUCAUUGAGCACCAUUUCCUUGUGCAUGUGUGUGGGGGUUAAGAUGGAGAAAGAGCUUUCUCAAACAAAUCUUUAUGUCAUCUCUAACUUAGCAUCAAAUAUUGAAUUUUUCUUUGACAGUGUUUUACACUUUGGAAACUUAACAGUUUCAAAGGCAGGUUAAACAUGUAUAAAAUAAAUGUGUACAAUAAUCUUUAUUAUUGAUUUAUUAGUUUGGCUGCAACAAUUCAUGUUGUAAAAAUAAAACUCUUGACAACCC
This is a messenger RNA of Pomacea canaliculata, 6934 nucleotides long. Its product is annotated as protein glass-like. The transcript is spliced from 3 exons. The coding region runs from base 195 to 1562 and encodes 455 amino acids. Gene Ontology annotation, molecular function: DNA-binding transcription factor activity, RNA polymerase II-specific; RNA polymerase II cis-regulatory region sequence-specific DNA binding. Gene Ontology annotation, biological process: regulation of transcription by RNA polymerase II. The record is from RefSeq and is a predicted model, not a curated record. Gene Ontology annotation, cellular component: nucleus. NCBI's taxonomy places the organism in Eukaryota, Metazoa, Mollusca, Gastropoda, Architaenioglossa, Ampullariidae.